CAGCCUCGGUCUCGGCUCGGCCCCUCCCCCGCCCCGCCCCGGCUGCGAAGCGUCUGGAACCGCGUCCUUCCUCCGCACCCUCGUCCUGCGACCGCGUCCUGCAGCAGCUGCCCGUCGGAGCCGCCUGACGAGGACCACCCAUCACCAUGGUGAAGCUGGGCUGCAGCUUCUCCGGGAAGCCGGGCAAGGACCCCGGGGACCAGGAUGGGGCUACCACGGACAGCGUCCCUCUGAUCAGCCCCCUGGACGUCAGCCAGCUCCAGCCACCAUUCCCGGACCAGGUGGUUAUCAAGACACAGACAGAAUACCAGCUGUCCCCCCCGGACCAGCCAAAGAAGUUCCCCGACCUGGAGGCCCAGAAGCUGGCCUGUAACCACCCUGAGGAAGGACGCAGGCUGCCCACAGCGCGGAUGAUCGCCUUUGCCAUGGCGCUCCUGGGCUGUGUCCUCAUCAUGUACAAGGCCAUCUGGUAUGACCAGUUCACCUGCCCCGACGGCUUCCUGCUCCGGCCCAAGAUCUGCACCCCGCUGACCCUGGAGAUGUACUACACCGAGAUGGACCCCGAGCGCCACCGCAGCAUCCUGGCGGCCAUCGGGGCCUACCCGCUGAGCCGCAAGCACGGCACGGAGACGCCCUCGGCCUGGGGGGAGGGCUACCGCGCCGUCAAGGAGGGACCCAAGGCGCCCACCCAGGCGGGGGCGGCGGCGGCGGCGGCGGCGGCCACCGAGCCCCCCGGGAAGCCCUCCGCGCCGGGAGAGAAAGAGGCGGCGCGGAAGGCGGCAGGCAGCGCCCCGCCCCCGGCCCCCCAGUGAUGGCCCCUCCGCACCUGCAGCCCGGCGCCCCCUGCCGGCACCUGUGACCGCCCUCGCCCGACGCUCUCCCAUCUCGUGGUCGUGCCCCUGCUUCCAGGACCCUUCGCUGACGCCCCCUGCCCCCGAGCUUGCAGCUCUGUUGCUUUUCUCUAAGUAAAGAUUCAUAUCCACCUGGG
This is a messenger RNA of Herpailurus yagouaroundi (jaguarundi), 988 nucleotides long. It is a transcript of the gene CALY, whose product is annotated as calcyon neuron specific vesicular protein. Gene Ontology annotation, biological process: clathrin coat assembly; endosomal transport. Gene Ontology annotation, molecular function: clathrin light chain binding. Lineage: Eukaryota; Metazoa; Chordata; Mammalia; Carnivora; Felidae. Gene Ontology annotation, cellular component: membrane; endosome. The transcript is spliced from 6 exons. The record is from RefSeq and is a predicted model, not a curated record. Bases 147 to 812 code for a protein of 221 amino acids.